AACGUGAGUAGAUUUGACAACUGUUGUGGGGAUGCUGAGGAGAGAGCAUCCUUCACUGUAGGUUUUCACACACACACAGGCCGUGUGUUUUAUACGCUGUGAUGUCACAACGCCUAGCAGUCUUACAUUUUACUUGACUGCCGUGAGUUGCUCUUACACGGAAAACUACGCUUUCAAGCUAAGCUAGGCGCUGACACUCCAAGAUAAGCGAUGGUGGAUUUGUCCGAAGGUGGUGCAGUGUCAGUCGGACACAGCAGAGACAGACAGGGAUCAGGUUCGGGUAAUAAUGACAGGAUAACGUCGAAGAAGUCGCGAACGAGAAGAGGCAAAAGAGGGAAGAGAAGGAGGAACAAAAAGAGCAACAGGAACAAAACGCCACCGCCGUAUUUACCACCGGAGGCUGAAGAAGGGAACAUUGAAUAUAAGUUGAAGCUGGUCAACCCCACGCAGUACCGCUUUGAGCAUCUGGCCACACAGCUGAAGUGGCGACUGCAGGAGGGCCGUGGCGAAGCUGUCUACCAGAUAGGAGUAGAAGACAAUGGUCUGCUAGUCGGCCUGACUGAGGCUGAUAUGAAGGCCUCACUCAACACUUUAAAGAAGAUGGCAGAGAAAGUCGGGGCUGACAUCACUCUCCUCCGAGAGAGGGAGGUUGACUACGACUCAGACAGAAACACGCGCAAAAUUGCAGAAGUCCUUGUUCGAAAAGUUCCUGAUGAUCAGCAGUUCCUGGAUCUGCGGGUGGCAGUGCUAGGCAAUGUGGACUCUGGGAAGUCAACCUUGCUGGGUGUCCUGACACAAGGCGAGUUGGACAAUGGACGAGGCCGUGCACGGCUCAACCUUUUCAGACAUUUGCACGAGAUCCAGACUGGACGCACCUCCAGUAUCAGCUUUGAGAUCUUGGGCUUCAACAGCAAAGGAGAGGUUGUGAACUACAGUGAGUCCAGGACAGCUGAGGAGAUCUGCGAAAGUUCUUCCAAGAUGAUCACCUUCAUCGACCUUGCGGGACACCACAAAUAUCUAAAGACCACCAUCUUCGGCCUCACAAGCUAUUGCCCUGACUUUGCCAUGCUGGUGGUGAGCGCUAACACUGGUAUUGCUGGUACAACUAGGGAACACCUGGGCUUGGCCAUGGCGCUGAAAGUUCCUAUCUUCAUUGUAGUCAGUAAAGUGGACCUGUGUUCCCGAGGCACUGUGGAGCGAACAGUCAGACAACUAGAGCGAGUUCUGAAGCAGCCAGGCUGCAACAAGGUGCCCAUGGUGGUGUUGAACCCUGACGAUGCUGUGACUGCGGCACAGCAGUUCACCCAGUCCACAUGCAUUACACCCAUUUUUACCCUUUCCAGUGUGUCUGGUAAGAGUCUGGACCUCCUGAAGGUUUUUUUGAACAUUCUUCCUCCACUGAGCAACAGCAAAGAGCAGGAAGAGCUGAUGCAGCAGCUCACUGAGUUUCAGGUUGAUGAGAUCUACUCAGUUCCUGACGUUGGGACUGUGGUUGGAGGAACUCUGUACAGUGGAGUGUGUAGGGAGGGCGAGAGGCUGGUGGUGGGUCCAACUGAUGAGGGCUGUUUUCUGCGUCUGAAGGUGGGCAGUAUUCAGAGGAACCGCUCUGCCUGCAGAGUGCUGAGGGCUGGACAGGCUGCAACGCUGGCUUUGGGAAACUUUGAGCGUUCACUACUGCGCAAGGGCAUGGUGAUGGUCAGUCCCAAGAUGAACCCAACCAUCUGCUGUCAGUUUGAAGCUGCCAUUGUCCUGCUCUUCCAUGCCAAGACUUUCCGUCGGGGGUCACAGGUCACCAUACACGUUGGUAAUGUCAGGCAGACUGCCACUGUGGAGUGCCUUCAUGGAAAGGAUGAGCUGCGUACUGGCGAGAGAGCUGUUGUUCGUUUCCACUUUAUCAAACACCCUGAGUACUUGCGCCUGGGUGCUAAGCUUCUCUUCAGGGAGGGUGUCACCAAAGGCAUCGGCCAUGUCACCUGCCUGCUGCCCCCUUCCCAGAAUCACAACCAGAACCAGAACCACGACCAGAACCUGCAGGAUUAUUAGGAAUGGUAAAUGGUAAAUGGACUGAUUCUUAUAUAGUGCUUUUCUACUCUCCCGGAGUACUCAAAGCGCUCUAUACAACAGGAAUUGCUCCUUCAUCAAACAGACCGAUAUUGAGGCGGUGAGAAUGAUGACUGCUUGGGGAACAUAGGUCUCUGAUCAAAUUUAGCCAUGCACAUCAUGUUGGAGUCCCACCUGUCUUGGAUCUAUGUUUCUGUCCUCAUCCGUUCCUGCGGCGAUGUCAGAAAGGCUGUUUUCCAACAAACAUUCAUAUCUUGAGCUAAAGCUGGAUGACCAUAGUAGACUUAAGCCUGAAGAUUCAUUUGAAGUUUUGCCACAGAUUGAUUAAAAGGUUCCUUUUUAUCAUUGCAGCUGUCAUUGGAAGAUAGCAGGAUUAUUUUAAAAGCAAGAAUAGUGCUUACUCAUCUUUGAUGUGGAGUAAAGGUGUAAUUCUGUUUCUCUUGAUGCGCAGGACGGAUUGACCUCGCUCUUCGUACUGUCUCAGAGACAUUGCACGCUUAGACUCAUCAGGAAAUUUGGUGAGGGAAGAUUAUAUUUAGCACAUACCUUAUUUUCAUUAGUCUUAGGUGGCUUCCUUUCUAGGGAUUCUGCUUAUGACAUCAAACAUUUUAGACCCUUGCCGUGGUUUUUUCAUGGUUUAGCUAUUGACUGGGGUGUUUUUCACAAAGCAUUGGAGGAGUCACGUGACAUUAUCUGACAACAUCGGUGGGCAAACUAGUAAUUUGUGAUUUCAAAUUAUUACCAGAAGUGUGUAACUUUAUUAGCAGCAUCCUCCUGAAAUGCGCCAACAACAUUGAGAGUAACAUCUUCCUCUCUGCCCCUUAAUGCUCGCUGGUCACUAUGGUAAUGUGUAAAUAUUUCUUUCAAAAUAAGACACACAACUACAACAAGGGAAAAGACCCAGUUAACCGAGUAAAUGAUAGAAAACCCUGAAAACCAUAAAUUUCACACCCGAGCCUCAACUCUAGCGGCCCGGUACCAAACGACUCAGAACCGCUGUUUUCCAACAAACAUUCAUAUCUUGAUUUAAAGCUGGAUGGCCAUAGUGGACUUAAGUAGUUAAUUAAUUUGAUGUUUUGCCACAGAUUGGGGGUUGGGGACCGCUGGACUAAUUAGUGCAAUGAUUGAUCUAUAUGUAUUGAAUGAUUGACUAAGAUGUUUGGGUGAUUCAAAAAAAAUUUUGGUCUCUUAAUUUAAGAUCACAUUUUACUAGUUUGUGUUCACAACUGCAAAAACAUAUUUGUCACCUACUCGGUGCCACAUACACCACAGUGGUUUUUAGAUUUCAUUUUGGGGGGGUGGGUUGUAAAAUACUAAUAAUUAGACAUAUUUCUGCAGGACGACCAGGUGAUUGGCAUUACAGUUAUUUUUUGAGGAUGAUUUCUGAAUGUUGGAUGAAAUAUAUAUUUCGUCCGGAGUUAAGCUGUUAGCUAAAUGCAUCACUGUGUUCCAAGAGUGUGACAGGUUCCUUUUCCCUCCAAAAGAUGAUUUGUUUUUGUAGAAGAAACUUUGAUUUUCUACUGUUUGCAGCUUGUUGGCAUUAAAUUCUUAACCAUCAAAUCCUGUACAUUCAGUAUCUGCAUUUACGAAUGACAGAAAUAUUUGCUAUUAGGUUUCCAGUUUGUUGCAACUCUCCAUUCAUAUUUGUUGGCUGUAUUAGAAGUUUGUAGAUUUUAUGUGCCAGGCAGCUUUUGCAGCUAAACCUAACCUAACCUGCAUGCCCUUUGAGUAAUUAAAAAAACAAAACAAAUGCACAUUUCAAGUAUAACACACAUGUGGUGGAGUGUUUAUGCAGGUAAACUUCAUUUUUCUGGGGUUCUGUGCAGUUGUAAAGCUAAAUAUUGAAUGUACUUUCCUUGAUCCUGUGUAGCAUUUCAGUCUGUUUACUGUUUAAUAGAGUGAUGGUUGAUUUCUCACUUUGUAUUUUGAUUCUGCAUGUUGGAGACUACCAGUUCUGCAGUACAGUGUAACAUGGAGGUGGUGCUGAAAGGUGUGAGAUGCUAAAGCUAAACAUUUAAAUGUUAAGGGGUGAAUUUAUUAGUUUUUCCUGACUGUCCCUUUUAGUGAGAAAUAAAAAAGUAACAGUAAGAAAUGCAAA
Molecule: messenger RNA, 4159 nt
Organism: Oreochromis niloticus (Nile tilapia)
Lineage: Eukaryota; Metazoa; Chordata; Actinopteri; Cichliformes; Cichlidae
Product: GTP-binding protein 2
Exons: 12
Coding region: 211-2043 (610 amino acids)
Biological process (GO): translational elongation
Molecular function (GO): GTP binding; translation elongation factor activity; GTPase activity
Source: RefSeq, a predicted model, not a curated record